AUGGCACCCAAGAAAGCAGCGGAAGCUGGGAAGAGGAAGAAAGAGAUGAUUCAGCUUGAGGACAAGAAAGAAAUCAUCAGGAAGCAUGAAGGAGGAAUGCGAUUGACUGACCUUGCCAAAGAGUAUGGAAGGAGAGCAUCCACAAUCGGUACAAUCCUAAAAAUGAAAAAGAAGAUAACUGGGAGAGAUGCAGCCAAGGGAGUCACCAGGGUCUCCAAGCAACGGCCACCUGUUCUGGAGGCGGUCGAGAAGUUGCUCCUGCUCUGGAUUGAACAGAAGCAGCGUGCAGGGGGCUCAGUGACCAAGGCAAUCAUCUGUGAAAAAGCCAAGGCCUUGCACGCUGACCUCCUCAAACAACUGCCAGGAACGUCAGCAGAUGCAGAAAGCUUCAAGGACAGCAGGGGGUGGUUCGAAAGGUUCAAGACCAGAUCUGGCAUCCACAGUGUGGUCAGGCAUGGAGAGGCUGCAAGUUCCGAUGUUGCUGCAGCUGAGGAAUUUGCUACGGAGUUCCUGGAGGUCAUAGUUUCAGAGGGCUACGUUCCUCAGCAGGUCUUCAACUGCAACGAGACUCGACUCUUCUGGAAGAGGAUGCCAAAGCGUACCUUCAUCACAGAAGAGGAGACCUCAUUGCCUGGCCACAAGCCGACGAAGGACCGUCUCACCUUCCUGUUCUGCGCCAACGCCAGUGGGGACCUUAAGAUCAAGCCCCUGCUUUUCUACCAUUCAGAGAACUCACGAGCCUUCAAGAAACACAAGGUGAACAAGGAGCAGUUGAGCAUUUUGUGGCAGUAUAACUCAAAGGCUUGGGUCACACGCCUCUUGUUUGUGAAGUGGGUCAAUGUGGUUUUUGGUCCUGCUGUGAAGAAGUACCUUGUGGACAAUAACCUGCCACUCAAGGCCAUGCUGCUCAUGGACAAUGUUCCUGACCAUCCUCCAGGCCUCGAGGAAGACUUGCUGGAGGACUUUAAUUUCAUCAAGGUCAUGUUCCUUCCGCCUAACACCACCCCACUACUCCAGCCAAUGGACCAGCAGGUCAUCUCCAAUUUUAAAAAACUCUACACAAGGGAGCUUUUCCGGCGAUGCUUUGAGAUGAUAGAUUGCUCAAGCCUCACACUCCAUGAAUUUUGGAGAGAUCAUUUUGACAUUGUGAGCUGUCUGCAGAUUAUAACCAUUGCCUAG
Messenger RNA from Pelobates cultripes (western spadefoot toad), 1179 nucleotides. NCBI's taxonomy places the organism in Eukaryota, Metazoa, Chordata, Amphibia, Anura, Pelobatidae. The record is from the annotation of a GenBank genome assembly.